CCGGGCCGGCGCGACCCGCCCCGCGCCGCCCCCGCCGCUGCCGCCCCCGCAGCCGCCAUGGGCAGGGAGCGGCCCGGCCGCGGCGCGCGGAGCCAAGGGGGACCGCCAGCCGCCGACGCCGCGGGGCCCGACGACAUGGGGCCGAAGAGGGGCGCGGGGGCCCCCAAGGAGAGCGGGGAGGAGGCCCGGACGUGCUGCGGCUGCCGGUUCCCGCUGCUGCUCGCGCUGCUGCAGCUGGCGCUGGGCAUCGCCGUGACCGUGGUGGGCUUCCUCAUGGCCGGCAUCAGCUCCUCCCUGCUAGUCAGAGACACUCCAUUUUGGGCUGGGAUCAUUGUCUGCUUAGUGGCCUAUCUCGGUUUGUUUAUGCUUUGUGUCUCCUAUCAAGUUGACGAACGGACAUGUAUCCAGUUUGCCAUGAAACUCUUGUACUUUGUGCUGAGUGCCCUUGGCCUGACAGUCUGUGUGUUGGCCGUGGCGUUCGCCGCUCACCACUAUGCCCAGCUCGCACAGUUUACCUGCGGAACCGCGUUCGACUCCUGCCAGUGCAAACUGCCCUCCUCCGAGCCCCUCAGCAGGACCUUUGUGUACCGGGAUGUGACUGACUGUACCAGCAUCACUGGCACUUUCAAACUGUUCCUACUCAUCCAGAUGAUUCUGAACUUGGUCUGUGGCUUGGUGUGCUUGUUGGCCUGCUUUGUGAUGUGGAAACACAGGUACCAGGUCUUUUAUGUGGGUGUCAGGAUGUGCUCCGGGACAGCUUCCGAAGGUCAGCAGCAAAAGGUCUAACAUUCUUGCUCAAAGGUAGAAGAGCAAACAGCAGCCUGACUAACUGAGAUUUUUUUUUUUUUUUUAAAGAAGAGAAAGAGAAGGAAGGAAGAAAAACUUUUGACAAUAAUCAGUAUUCACCAUUCUAAAUGAAUAUUUUUCUAUUUUUCAGGAAAUGAAAGAGCAUUUUUUCAGGUUUCCUUAGUAUUUUUUUUUUAAAAUAAAUUCUUAAGAUCUAAAUUGACUUUGAGAUGUUAAAAAAAAAAAAAACCCACAGAACACAGAGAAAGGUAUAGAUCUACCUUAGAGUCUGGAGUCUAUUCUUAAUACUCAUGUAUCUAUUGCUUAUAUAAUCUUCUUUCCUGUUAGUCCAGCUUGAUUAGGACAGUUUCAGGCCCACUUGCUAAAUUUUCUAGACUCUUCCUCCAGCCCCUCACUCUUCCUGCCAUGAUUGUCACUGCACUUCAGAGGAAGGCAGGAGGCAGAACUGACCAGCCAGGGUGACUCUCUCUGUUCUAUUUUCCCUGGUAGAGACGUCUCCAAGGUAUACAAACAGCCUAAAAGAGCAGAGUAGAAAAGGAAGAGACUUUGUGAAAACGCUAAAUAAUUACAAACACCUGGGCUGGGGUGGCCUUUCUCCUCUGCUCCCUCAGUUUGGGUCUGUAAGCCGAUCACUUAGUGAAUGCUUUGGAUGACUGUCUGCUUCUCAAUAAUUGAAAGCUGGUGGUAGCUAUGUUCUUAAUGGGACUUCCCUGAUGUAGAAGGCUUAAAAAUAAUUACAUUAUGCUUCUAUUCUGUCAUCUAAAACAAAUCAUUAAAACUAAUUUCUAGCUAAUUGUUAAUUAUAAUGAUGCUCAGAAGUCUAUUUAAUGAGCUCUGGCUGUACUUACGUAGCACCAUCGGUAUUAGGAGAAAUUACUCACAAGAGAGGAGGCUCAAUGAUUCUUCCUUGUGAAAGCCAAGCUUUACAAGGGAGAAAAAAUUUUUUUAUUAAUAGCUCAGGUUAAAAAUACUCAUUUAAAUAAAAACAAGAGCAUUUGUAAUGGGAAAUGUUUAUACAAAUAGCACAUUUGUGAUGUUUUAUAAAGUUUCUCUCUUGGCAGCUAAGCACUUUUGAGGAAGAUUGGGUAAUGCUGAUGUGUUCCAUUCACGGAACUCUAUUUGAUAUGUAAUCCUAGUGUUGAUUUGUAUGCACAGUCAACUAGAGCCUUAAACUAAUAUUUUGAGGUCCUUGUUUGAACACUGGGCCAUUGACUUGGAGGGUAGUUUUCGGUUUUGUUUUGUUUUGAAGUGAUUGACUUUAAAAGAGUACAAGUACGCUAUGGUGGGAGACUUUCCUCCCUAAUUAUUGUUAUCAUUAAAUUUGGAACAAUAUCAGUGUUUUAAGGAAGGAGCUCAGAUGCAAGUUCAUGUAGCAUAAAUCUUCCCAAGAACUUUCUCUAUUAGGCUGCUCUGUUGAAAGCAGAAACUCAAGAUAAUAAUUGAGCUUAAAUUUGCUUCCUUCUCCACAUUGCCUAUAGAUAUAUUUUACUAAUAAUUAAAUCCUACCCUUAAAAAUUAAUUCCUGUGUUUGCCUUAUAAGGCAUUUGAAUAAUUCCAUUGAUUGUGACAGAAGUGUCAAUUAUUACAUACAAUAAAUAUUUAAAAACAGGAAAUAUUAAGUUAGUUGGAGGAUUAUAAUAGAGUUUAUGCCCUCCAGAUAAAACACUUGAUUAACAGAUGUUAAAACCUUUUUAUGUAUUGACUUGCUUUAAAAAUGACCUUCCUACAUACUAGCUAGGCCAAAAAUGCACACUUAGGGGCUUAGUGGAUGACUCAAGAGCAGAGAUUUGAUCAUGCACAAAAAUUACAUCAACACAACACCAAGCGUCUUGGUGACAACCUGAAAAAUACUUUGUGCCCUGUUUUUAAAAGUUCCAAUAACUGUGUCCAUUUUUUAUUUUGAUAGUUUCCUACAAAAGAAAAUGAUUGAUACUCUGUGGGCUCUUUUUCAAAGAAUAAGAAACCAGUGCUUUAAUGCUAAUUACUAUGAAUAAAGCAUCUUUGGAAGCACACUCUGAAUACCUUAAAAAACUUUUAUGGCAAACACUACAAAUUUUUCUAUCAGAAAAUUAAAUCCUACACAACACUAAGGUGCUCCAUGCUUUACAAGCAACUCACAGGGUAUUUCAAAUGGUAGAAUAACUCUAGGUUAUGUGCUUCCUUUUUUUUUUUUUUAAUAAUGCAACCAGUAAGAACUGACAUAAUGAUAAAUUGAUACUAAUCAGGAGACAUGUAUAUAUAUGUAUAUAUGAUGUAGGGCUUCCCAGGGGGCUCAGUGGUAAAGAAUCUGCAUGCCAAUUCAGGAGACACAGGAGACAUAGGUUCAGUCCCAGGGUUGGGAAGAUUCUUUGGAGAAGGAAAUGGUAACCCAGUCCAGUAUUCUUGCCUGGAGAAUUCCAUGGAUAGAGGAGCCUGGUGGGCUACAGUCCAUGGGGUCACAAAGAGUCAGACACGACUGAGUGACUAAGCACACACCACAUAUAUGUUGUAUAUAUAAUGAGGAUUUUGCUAUUGUGUGACUGAAUCAUUCUGAAAUCCCUAAAGAAAGAAAAAAAAUUACUUCAGUUCAAGAAUUAAAAAUAAAAUGAAAAAAAUUUUAAAGGAAAGAAAGGGAAGAUUUCUGUGCUGCAAACUCACUCUGUAUUGAUACAUGUGAGAAUUGUGUUGCAUGAAUAACAAACUGCUUUGGGCUGAACUUGAAGUAUUUUGAGGUUGUGUUUUGCAAAUAUUGAAGUUACAGUAAUGGCAACAGAAAAGGAACAGAUACAGAGCUUUACACUUAGCAAAAUGUUACAUUUAAAAUCUGACAAGGAGCCAAGAUGGUGACUGUCUCUUCUAAACCAUGCAACAGUAAAAUUUGCGCAAUCCUCCUCCUCUCCCACCUCCUUCAGGGGAAUUAAAUGAAUCAAGACUUUGAAAAGAGGGGGAACAGCCAGGACUUGGCAGCACUUGAAAUAGGAGGAAUACAGCAGCCUAAAUGUGCAGACUUUGUAACCAAGCCCACCCGAGAUCGGUCUGUGCUUUCACGUGACCACCAUCUGUGCCUCCCUUGCUUCAUCCAAAUUUGUGUAGGCAGCUCCUUGGAGCCAUUCCUAAAAAUAUAGCUACACCAGGCCCUGGAAACUGUAGUCAAGUAACAGGCCUAAGUUUUUUCCCUCCUUGAGUUAAACCUCCAUUAGAUCUCUUUUGAGGGACCUUUCAGCUGCAGGCAUCAGUGUGUUCUGACAGCGAGACACAUUAUGUGUGUGUUUUCUAUUUGGAUCCGGGGCAUCAGGAUACAGUUCAUCUUCUUGUACUUCCUCUCUGGCAUGCAAUAUAUCUGGACUAUGUUUAUAAGUCUGUCUUCUAAAGGGUGGGAUAGAGGAUAUCCAAGGGAGUUUCCGAGGGACAGAGAUGGAUCAGUUAACCAUAAUCAGAAAUGAACUUAAGAGUUGCCUUGAAAAACCAAUCACAUCCUAUCAUGACGCAUACCUUUACAUUUCCUAGCUCCUGUCGCUGAACUGUUGCUGUGUAGCCGUACAUUUCUAUAAAUCUUGCUGACUCAGUUAUCACUGUACUCAAAAGAACUCGAUCGUGUGUUUAGAUGUACGUGUAUUGAGGGUAGUGUUACAAAGUGCGGAUGGCCACAUAUAUUGACUCACAGUGGAAACAUUCAUUUGGAGAAAGCGUCAGUGGCUCAGCCCUUGAAAUGAGCCUGUGAUGGGUUCUUCUAAUUGUCUAGUAUUUUAUUAUCUCAAAGAAUUAGUCCCUUUGAAAAUAUUGGUCUGUACUUUGGUGCCGUGGUUUUGUUCUUCUGGCGUUGAGGGUAUAGUGAGUAGAAACCAAAGUGUAUCUUACAUGUUUGAGGUGGUUGUUUUUGAGAGGGUGUGUAUAAUGUAGAUUUUCUUUGUUAAUAAAAUUUUCAUUAUCUCUGAAAA
Capra hircus (goat) is the source of this 4724-nucleotide messenger RNA. RefSeq names its product sarcospan (gene SSPN). The transcript has 3 exons. NCBI's taxonomy places the organism in Eukaryota, Metazoa, Chordata, Mammalia, Artiodactyla, Bovidae. Gene Ontology annotation, cellular component: dystrophin-associated glycoprotein complex; sarcolemma. The record is from RefSeq and is a predicted model, not a curated record. Bases 58 to 786 code for a protein of 242 amino acids.